This is a messenger RNA of Alternaria hordeiaustralica, 1218 nucleotides long. RefSeq lists its product as uncharacterized. The coding region runs from base 1 to 1218 and encodes 405 amino acids. The transcript has 2 exons. The record is from RefSeq and is a predicted model, not a curated record. NCBI's taxonomy places the organism in Eukaryota, Fungi, Ascomycota, Dothideomycetes, Pleosporales, Pleosporaceae.
AUGGAAGGCAUCUACGUGAAAGGGCACCGUCGAGGUCUUCCACUACUUUUCGAAGCCCAUGGUGGACUGCAAGAGAUCAUGACCUGCUACGACACCGGAACGCAUGAUAACCACAUAUCUCGUGCCAAGGCAAUCGAACUGGGAUAUAACAUCGAGCCGAUUCCCGACACUGAAGCAGGCUUCCAGCUCCCGAAUGGCAAGAACAUCAAGGCCAUGGGUCAAAUCGUGGUAGCGGUUCAGUUCGCUAAACGGGUAGAAUCGGAAGCAUCAUACAUACCCUGUCGUUUCAACGUGUUCGAACGCUUGGCCCUACCGGUGCUCAUCGGCAUGGCCUUCCUCCGAGCCACAGAGACCAUCACCAAGUACACCUCACGCAUGGUAGACCUACCCGGAACUUGGAAGCGCUCGCUCCGUUUGUAUUCGUUGGGAAAUGCGACAAACCAGGUUUCGUGUAUCAUUGAGGGGCGAAGAAUCUUAGCCGCUGCGGACACUGGAUCUGAAAUCGCCUUGAUCAAUGGCACAUAUGCUAGAAAACGCGGUUUUAUCAUCAGAGAAGGCUGCGAAGAGCUUGAGCUUGCUGAUGGCUCACUUGAAUACACCAGCGGGUUCGCAUACGCCAGGAUUAGUGUGCUGGAUCACAGUCACUGGGAGAAGAGGUCGACGUCGAUAUCUGCGUCGAAAUGGAAAGCGAAGCCAGGAUUGAGACCUGACUGGUUUCGCUUCCAUGUUCUGGAGUGCCUCCAGCUCGACGUGCUCCUGGAUGAAAGAACAAGCGAUGUCUUGGAUGUCUUUAAGAAUGGCUUCAUCGAGUUCAUGUCGGAUGCGCCUGACGUUGUACCCAGCAUAUCUCCAAUUAUCCACCUAGGCUCCGUGGAAGCUUCUCUUGCACGGGCGAGCGACAAAGUAAGCAAAAAGACCAAAGAAUUGAGCAGCUCGAUCCGGUCACAGUGUACCUCAGCAUUCUCAAAGCCAGCAUCUUCGUCUAGCGCUGCAAGUACAGUGAGUCCAACGGGACCAAACGAUGCUACGUCGCAAGCUCGUGCCAAGCUGAUACCUACUCUCAUCAGCCAGCUAGAUCAAGCAGAAAACCGCCGGCUUGAUCAGAUGGAGAAAAGAGGCGCAUCUGCUACGGAUGACGCACAAAAGCAGCGAUAUGAGCUUGAUCGGAAAAAGCUUUUGGACGAGCUGCGGGGAUUGAAUGGCACACAAGUGCCUUGA